This is a messenger RNA of Poecilia reticulata (guppy), 4795 nucleotides long. Its product is annotated as integrin alpha-L. NCBI's taxonomy places the organism in Eukaryota, Metazoa, Chordata, Actinopteri, Cyprinodontiformes, Poeciliidae. The record is from RefSeq and is a predicted model, not a curated record. Gene Ontology annotation, cellular component: external side of plasma membrane; integrin complex. Gene Ontology annotation, biological process: integrin-mediated signaling pathway; cell-matrix adhesion; cell-cell adhesion. Gene Ontology annotation, molecular function: integrin binding.
CACAGAAAGGCGCUGUCUGUACAGUCUGAAUUCAUGCCAAGAUGUACGCGCCACAGCGCUUCUAUCUGCUCAUCUACAUGAUAUUGGCAGCUGCAGCCAUCCCAAUUUCUUCAGCUUUCAACGUUGACACAACAAACCCUCGCUUUUAUAAAGGCGAGCAGAAAGAUUUCUUUGGAUACAAGGUGCUCCAGUACAAGUCGCCCAAGGACAAAGGGGUGAUCAUUACUGCACCGCUGCGGCAAAAUGGAUCAGGGGGGAUCUCCAAGUUCGCCCAAAAUGAGACUCGAUUGUGGUUCAAUGGUUCUUCACAUUCGUAUUCAGCCAAGCAUCUCGGCUUGUCAAUAACCACGGACACAGAAUCCCGGUUUAUUGCCUGCAGUCCAAGCCUCGCUCAUCCAUGCGAUGAGAACGUCUAUCUGAACAGUCUGUGUUAUAACAUCACACAUGAUUUUGAGCUGCUGUCUUCUUUCAAGCCUUUGUUCCAAAAAUGCAUAAAAAAGGCUGUAGAUCUUGUGUUUCUGUUUGAUGGAUCCGAGAGCAUGACCGGCACAGAAUUUGAACAAAAUAAAAAAUUCAUAAUAGGCAUGAUGGACUAUUAUGCCAAAAAUACAUCUAUCAAGUUUGCAGCAGUUCAGUUCUCAACAACCUACAAGGCAGUGUUCGACUUUAAUGAUUACGCUGAUGGUACGGCUCAAGACAAACUUAUCAAAGAACCGCAUAUGAAGGGUCUAACCAACACAUACAGGGCCCUUAACUUUACACUGUACGAACUCUUGGAAAAUAAAGCAGCAGGAGCCUCAAAAGAUGCAAAUAAAGCUGUGGUGAUAAUCACAGAUGGAGAUCCAAGUGAACUGGAUAAACCUUACAACAGUGUUGAAACCUAUAAUAGCAAAGAAGUCAUUCGAGUUGUUAUUGGGGUUAAGAUUAAAGAUAAUCAAUUCAGCAAAUUAAAAGCAAUUGCAUCAAAUCCAAAAGAUAAAAAUGUCUUCAAAAUUGAAAACUAUGAUGGACUUAAUGGACUACUGGAAAAUUUUCAGAAACAAAUCUUCGCUAUUGAAGGAUCUAAUGGGACUCGAUCUGGAGAACUGAGUAAUGAAAUGGCGCAAAGUGGAUUCAGUGCCGUCUCACACAAGGACACCUUGAUUCUGGCCUCAGUGGGUUCAAAGACUUGGCGUGGGACUCUCAAUGAUUAUCAGAAUCCAAACAAGGCGAUAUUAGACCCAGAAAUGCAAGAGGCCUCCUACAUGGGAUACUCUCUUUCUGUUGGAGAAAGAAAUGGCAUUUCUUUGUAUUUCACGGGCGCCCCACGUUUCAAUCACAUGGGAGAGGUUGUAGUUUUCCGACGUGAUGAAGACAAGUGGCCAAUAGUUCAAAGAUUAACUGUGGACCAGAUUGGUUCCUAUUUUGGUGCGGAGCUGUGCUCAGUGGACAUUGACUCAGACGGUAACACUGACUUCCUGCUGGUUGGUGCUCCAAUGUUUUUCCUUCCCGAGGAGAGAAAAGAAGGGUCGAUUUACGUCUACGCCCUGUCUGAUGAGAUCGACCUAAUGAGGGUGCUUCACGUGAAAGCACCGUCCAUGGGCAGAUUUGGCACCACCAUAUCCAGUCUUUUAGAUCUGAAUGGAGAUGGUCUCCGCGAUGUUGCAGUGGGAGCCCCCCUGGAAGAGAACAACGCCGGAGCGGUCUACAUCUACCUUGGACAAAAAGGCACAGGGAUGCGCAACAUUUCCGGCCAGAGAAUCACAGGAGCACAAAUUGAUCCUGGAUUGAGAUUUUUUGGUCAGUCCAUCAAUGGAGAUAUCGAUCUUGGAGACGAUAUGUUGCCAGAUAUUGUGGUGGGAUCCCAAGGUGCUGCUGUUGUCUUAAGAUCCAAACCUGUGUUAGAUAUCAAGGCUAAGCUGUCAUUUUAUCCCAGUGUGAUAAGCAUUCAGGAAAUCAACUGCUUGGACAAGACGGAGGACAAACCUUUACCAAUGACUAACAUAACAGCUUGCUUUGAAAUGGUAGAAGUAACAAACAGCACUGCAGAGCCAGGAAUCAAGAUCACAUUCAUCCUCAAAGUGGAUCCAAUGAGGCAAUCAAGUCGAGGUUUCUUCAUUGAAAAUGGAAAAAGUAGACGGAAUAUUACACAUACCAAGGAGCUGACUGACAAGGAAACAUGCUUCAACUAUUCCAUCUCCAUGAAUAAAUGUAUACAAGAUACAUUAUCUCCUGUCAACAUCAAGUUAAACUUUUCCCAAGAUUUCAAUGAGAUUUCAACAGCCAUUCUUAACAUAGACAGCAAAAGACGGGCUUUUGUUAAGGUUCCUUUCGAAAAACGCUGUGAAAAAGAAAUCUGCAUUGCUGAUCUUAAAGUGGAUUUUGAUUUUCUGUCUAAGGAACUAUUAGUGGCAAAAGAAACCACCAUCAAAAUUUGGAUAAAACUCCACAAUAGGGCUGAUGACUCGUACAACACCAGCCUGACGAUGCUCUACCCCGAAGGCCUCUCUUUCUCGAUGUUGGAUCAAACAGGGAACAAGAAACUAACUCAAAUCUGCGCGGAUCAAGAAAAACUUAAUGAAACCGUUUGUGGGAUAAGCCUUCCCGUAUAUCGCAGCAAAUCCUCUGCCAUGUUUACUGCUACUUUUCGCACCAAAGAUUUUGAGUGGAAUGACACAAUGCUGAUGACAGUCUUUGCAAAAAGUGAAAAUUCAAACUCCAGCGAGAGUUCUUCUAUGACCAAAAGUAUUCCUGUAAAAUAUUCUGUUGGAAUGACCACAGCAGUAAAUGACACAUCUGUUGAGAACCUGGAGUUCACUCCAGAAAAUUAUAAAGCGCAAAAAAUGACAACUGUAUACAAGAUAUACAACGCAGGUUUUAAGGAUUUUCCCAUCAACGUGUCCCUCUUCUUCCAAGAGAAACUGGAACACGACUUUGAAAUUAAAAACUACAGAGUUAUUGUCGAGCCAAACAAUACACUGUGCUCAAAAAUGUCCACCCCAAAAGCUGAGGACUGCCCAUGGAAAGAAAACUGUGUGGCCAUAAAAUGCGAUACAUUUAUGUUAAAAAACUAUUCAAAUGUUUACGUUUCCCUGUUGGGGGAUGUGCAUUUCCGAAAUCUGGAAAACUACGAAUCUAAUAUGCCCUUUCUGAAAAAAUAUACUGGAGUCCACGGAGAGGUCAAAUUUAACAGCACUUUGGAAGUUCACUAUAAUGGUAAUAGAUACGUGCUGUCUUCCCAGAAAAACGAGAAAAACAAGAACUACACAGUAGAACAAUCAGCUACAGUCACAGUUGAGUUUAAAGUGCCUCAACAUAGGAAUCUGAUCAUUGUGACUGGAGUGAUACUGGGAUUUAUCCUUCUGAUCAUACUCACAGUCAUCAUGUGGAAGUGCGGCUGCUUCAAGAGGAAAACCAUUGAGGAUUUCAAAGAGGAAAUGGAUGACUUGCCUGCUCAGACAAUAACCUCGUCUGUGUCAUAUAAUAAAUUUGAACAAGUGGAAGAGGAAAAAAAGCCUCUUAAUGCGGACGAGGACAAAGUCAAACCCUCAGCUAAUGCUAAUGCUAAUGAAAAAGUGGAUUUUUAGGGCCGAACCAGCUCAAACGUGGCGAAAGUUGGGACUAAAAUUUAGAGGUUAUUUCUGAUAUUUACAAAGUUUUUUUCUUUUCUUCUAUUUUUUUUUUUUUACAUUUUCAAAAAAGAAAAACGGAAAUGAACAACUAAAUCAAUUUAUGUGUCUUGCAAUGAGUGAUCAGAUCUAGUUGAGUCCGAAAGCUGAGAAACAAAACCAGCAUAGUUUAGCAGCCUAGUGGAGUCCCGUCUUCACUGAUGUCUCUUUUUCAGCGUGAUACACUUUCAUCUUGCAGCAGCUGGAUUAGUGGAUGAUCUUCCAAUAAAAUGAGGGGCCCUCGAUUUCAGCUUUUUAAGAUGUAGCUAGUAUGGGAGCUUUAUUUUCAUAUCUGUUUUAUAUCUUUACUAAAGUGAGAGAAAGAAAGAAAAAAGGGGAUAGUACACUGUGUUGAUGCCGAAUUGUUGUGAUAAUUUGGUUCGGCUUUUUAUGCGGAUUCGGUUAAUAAAUUUAUGUUUGACUUGACCUCAGACUCUGAAGGGACUGCAACGCAGAGCAAAGUCUUUCUUUGAGCUGUUCUUGCCUGAGGCAGGGAACAAGACUGAGCUGGAUGUAUGAAUGAUGUAAUAUAAAUACAAAUGCCUUGCAGAAAACUCUGAAUGGAACACCGUUUACCAGGAUGCUUAUUGUGGUUUAUGGUUUCUGUCUUUUCUGUUUGUCUGUAAGGAGUUUUAGUGUAAGAUUGUAUUAUUGAAUGCUUUUGUUUUAAUUUGAUUUGCAUUUCUUGUUUUACGUACUGUUUAAAAUCAUUCCUUGGAUUGAGGUGUUUAUUUCCUAUCAACCAAGCUUUUAAGUCUGAUUCCACCAUAUAUAAUUGUUCAAUGUACGCCAGUGUUUGGUUUAAUGGUACAUUCUAGCAUCCUGCCAUUGUGUGUGUGUGUGUGUGUGUGUGUGUGUGUGUGUGUGUGUGUGUGUGUGUGUGUGUGUGUGUGUGUGUGUGUGCGUGUGUGUGGUGGGCGCGUGCGUGUGUGUGUGUGUAAAUUGCUGAUUGCUAAAGAAGUGAAGCAAGACAGCUUUUAUUUAUCAUCAGUCAUUAUGUAGUGAAUCAGCCAUAUGCUGUUUCACACUGGAAAGCAUUUACAUUAACCUCAUUUCAAAGUAAGGACUCUACAGCAGUGCUUUUAGGUCAACAUGUUGUGAAGUAUUUUGAAAAUGUAUUAAAUAAAAUAUUGGCCUUUUCCAGGAAA